GCUGCCUCUCCCCUGCCUCAUGCUUUGAGAUCACACACCUCAGCAAAUGGGAAUUAAACAGUUGAAGCUCUAGCUGUGUCCCAACUUCUGCUGCUGCCUUAGUAUUGAAACUACACUUUUAAACUUUGUACAGCAUGACUUUACUCUCUGAAUGGCAUCAGGUUUCUUAGCAAGAUCAGACAGAGCUCAGCCUUCCACCAUGCCUGUGCCUCCCCCUCCAGCUCCCCCUCCACCCCCGACACUGGCCUUGGCAAAUACUGAAAAGCCAUCACUAAGCAGGUCAGAACAAGCAGGGCGAAAUGCUCUACUAUCUGAUAUUACCAAAGGAAAAAAGCUGAAGAAGACGGUUACUAAUGACAGAAGCGCUCCAAUUCUAGACAAACCCAAAGGACCUGGUGGAGGUAGUGGUGGUAGCUUUGGAGGAGGUGGCAGCGGCAGCGGUUUUGGUGGCAGCAGUGGUGGAAGCUUCGGUGGUGGUGGGCCACCUGGCCUUGGAGGCCUUUUUCAAGCAGGAAUGCCAAAGCUCAGAUCUGCUGCGAGUCGAGAUGCCGAUGCCGGGGGAGGCCGCCCGCCCGCCCUGCCGCCCGGAGGCCGCUCCGCAGCCGCCAAGCCCUUCUCCCCGCCGAGCGGCCCGCCGCGCUUCCCGGGGCCGCCCGCGGGGCCGCGGACCGCCGCGCCCGAGCCGCAGAGGAGCCGCAUGCCGCCGCCGAGGCCCGACGUCGGCUCCAAGCCCGAGGCCGUGCCGCCGCCGGUGCCCAGCACCCCCCGGCCCAUCGCCUCCAGCCUGCACAACAGGGGGUCGCCGCCGGUGCCGGCCGUGAGCCGGCAGCCCAGCCUGGGGCCCUCGCCCCCGCCGUUCCCGGGCAGCCGGAGCGCGGGGCCGGCCGGGUCCCUCCGGCAGCCCGGCCCCGGCGCCGCGCCGCCCUUCGCCGGCCGGCCGCCGCUGCCGCCCACCCCGGGCCGGCCGGCGGAGGACAAGCCGCCGCCCCCGCCGCCCCCCGCCGGGCACAGGCCGCCCGCCGCCCGGGAGGCGGCUCUGCCCCCGCCGCCGCCGCAGAACAGCAAGCCGCCCGUGCCCGCCGUCCCCCGGCCCGGCCUCGGCGCCCCGGCGCCCCCGCCGCCCCCCAGCAGGCCGGGGCCGCCCCCCGUCCCGCCCGUCCCCGGCGGCAGCGACGAGAUGCCGCGGCUGCCCCAGCGGAACCUCUCGCUGGGGUCCUCCUCGGCGCCCGGCGGCGGGGGGGGCCGCUCCGGGCCCCUGCCCCCCCCGCCCAGCGAGAGGCCCCCGCCGCCCGUCAGAGACCCCCCCAGCCGGUCAGGCCCCCUCCCACCACCUCCUCCCAUAAGCAGGAAUGGAAGCACUUCGAGGGCUUUGCCUGCUGCUCCCCAGCUGCCCUCCCGGGCAGGGCUGGACAGCCAGAGGGGUGGACCACGACCGCCGCUUCCCCCUGACCGGCCAGGCUCAGCAGCACCACCGCCACCACCACCGCCUUCAUCAGCUCUCAGAAACGGCUUCCAGGAUCCAGGUGAUGAUGAGUGGGAAAGCAGAUUUUCUUUUCAUCCUAUAUCUGAUUUGCCACCUCCAGAGCCAUAUGUACCCAUGAACAGAAGUUAUCCCAGUAAACUAGCAAGAAAUGAAAGUAGAGGUGGCUCUGGCCGAAAAGAAAGAGGUGCCCCCCCGCUUCCGCCUAUACCGAGGUGAAAUGGGUUCUGGCCCAUCCUUGGACGACGUCUGUUUUCAAGUUUCCUUCAACUCAGCUUUCCUGUCCACAUCAUUGGAAAGUUGUCUGUUUUGCUUUAUUUCCACUUUUGGCUUGUCAGCUGGAACAAACUUCAGUCUCUAUUACAGAAGUAAUAGAUUCAGCUUACGAACUAUAGUUGCUCAAAGCUAUAAAUUUUAUUUGCUUAUGCUGCAGGCUGUCAUGAAAGGCAUGUUGUGGACCAUACACAACAUACGUGCAUCACGCUUACCGUGUCCAGCCCUGUCCCGCUGAGAGGUCCACGAGAGGUCUAGCUUUGAAUUUAAUGAGAGCUGGAACAAAACUGUUUCAUUCACUUUGGGUGCAGUGGCUGUAUUAUUUGAAUGAUAAAGUACAAUCUAUUUUUUGUUUAAAAAACAGGGAAAACUGUGUAGCCAGGAGUCCCCUGGGUCCUUCUUUGCAUGCCUAACUUGGCCCAUCUGCUUCUGCAGGACAUAGGCCUACUACAUGGUGACCAAGAGUUCAUCUUAAACCUUUUCACUUCAGCAAGUCUUAUUUUAAACAAUAGUUAUCACAUCUUGUCCCCGAGGAUAAAGUGUGUCUGGCCUUGUUUUUAUCUGCGGAGAAUCUUCCAAAGAAAAGCGCAAGUGAAGAAUUCAGCAGCAUAAAAAUAUCUUUUAUUUUUAUCCCUCUCUCCUUGUUUCUUUAAUAGUGUUAUGCUUUUAGUCACCUAAUUCUUUCCUACUCUGAUGUGGACCAACCCUGUCAUCCAUGUCCUGGAUUAUCCCUCUACCUGGGACUAUAUGCAAAGAGUCCUCAGAAAGCCAUCUGGGUGCAAAUGCAGCCAUUAUUGUAGUUGCAGGCUCCUUCUGUAAAGUAUCGCUAACACCAGUGCUCCACAGACUGCUUUCCAGUUGUUUCUUUGGUUGAACCCGUUAAAUGAUGGGGUUUGACUUAAAAAGCUUUCUGGGGCUUCGGUCACAAGUCUCAGAGAGAUUGACUUGCGUUACGGUAGAGCAGCUGAGGUCAAAAAUGUGGGUAAGUGAAAGCCCUUUGGUGUAGUGAAUGAGGUCUGGGGUUUGUGUGUUCAAAUGGGAGCAAUACCAUAAAUUUGGAGCAUCAGCUCCAAAAUUUGCUCUCCGCACUGGUUCAAGAGAAAUGGGAAGAUUUGGCCUUCCGAGUUUACCACAAAGCCUGUCCUUUCAAACCUUGCUGAGAGGAGACGCCACAGAGAGCUGCAAGGCUUACGCUGAUAGAAGAGAGAGUGAAGUCUUCUAACAUUGUGACAAUUGGUUAAUACGUUUAAUAGCUCUUUAAUUUUGUAUAUGAGAAAAGAGUUCAUUGUAUGAGUGCAUUUUAAAAAUAGGUCUAAAUGCAUAUAAAAUGCCUUUGGAAAUCAGAGGAAGAUUGUAAUUAUGGAUUGGAAAUAUUGCUGAAUGACAGUUCUUUGUUAAUUGGACUUUUGAAAGCUAGCUCUGAAAAAUUUCUGCUCUGUCUCCCCAACGGUUUCUGUUUCUUCGCCAGACUCCUUGGGAUCCCUGUCAACCUGUAUGAGCAGUCGUGCUUCGCAGGGUGUUGCUCAAAACCCUUCCCCCUGCCACCCACCCCACCACCCCGCCCCCCCCAAAAAAACCCAAAACAAAACAAAAAACAAACCAAAACAAAAAAAAACCACAAACCCCAAAAAACUAGUCAUGUAGGUUAAGAAAAUGUUUCUCUAGCAUGGAAGACAUGAUCCUAAGUAUGCUCUGCAGCUAGAAUGAGGUCAGUCUUGAAAAUGUAGGGAAUUUAGGUGAAGGGAGUCUGGACCGCACUGAAGUGUGUGUGCAUAGGGCUUUCUGCUGUCAGUGGGUGGGGGGGGGCAGACCCCCUUUCUGCCUGGCAGCCUGGACAGUCACAGGGUUGAGACAGAGUUGGAUUUGGCCAGAUCCAAUUUAAUUUGGCCUUUUUGACGUUUGUUUACAAAGUCUUGUUAGCUGUGAUAGGAUUUGAUUAUAUACCUGGUUUUUACAUUUUUAUAUCUAAUGACCUAUUUUAAGUUACUAUUUAUGGUCUUGAACCUGCAAUUAAAUGCGCAGGCGCAGGGAUGUAUCUACAUCUAAUUGCAGGAUCAUGGCUGUAAGAGUUUCUUAAGAUAGUAGUGGGACCUCCAUGUGACAGGUGCACCUUGGGAUCAAACCUAACGCAAUACUGAAUUUUUAUAUGUAUUUUGUGGAUGUCACUUAAAGUGCCUAUCUCUUUGGGAUAUUAUUAUGUGAAUAGAAGUCCAAAUAAAAUUUUUAGGAUAAUAACUUAAAGGAUAAAUUAUUGUAUUCAUGUUUUUAAACUGAAGCACUUAAAAACUUUCUAAAGAAAUUUUGAAUUUCAGAAUACAAUAUUUUCCAGUACCUUGACCUGCCAAAUCCUUAUUAAUAUCCAAAUAGCUAUGCAGCCAAAAAAAACCCCCAAAACCCAGAAUCUCCAGAAACUACACCUUUUUGUAACUUACCUGCUUCUAGUAUGACUCUCUUGCUUUAAGUCAAUAAAAAUGCUGCACAUUGUUCUGCCAGCUCCCUGCAUCAUUGAAAAUAUCCUAUAUUUGAUCUUUUGAGCAAGGUUUUCUGACUGGAAAUUCCGGACCACUACCAAAGACUUAGCAAACCAGCUUCAGUCUCACUUUAAAAUGUGCUGUGUGAAGGCCCUUCGUCAACAAGCUGGGAAACCUGAGCUAUUUGGAUUUUAGCACUUUUUUGUACUACAGAAACCUCUUCAGAAUGGAUGUUUGGCAUAUAUGUAAAAUAGCUUAACAAUGCAGAAAGAGGGUUUUUUUCACGUAACAACUUUACUAUUUAUAUCUUUUGCCAUAAAAGUCCCUAGGUAUAUUCCAGAACAAUGCAGCAUUUUAUCAUUCAAUACAUUGCUUCAUGUAUCAGUAGCUAUUUACAAUAUGAUCAGUAUUAAAGUAUUUAUUUCACUAUGAACUGUUAAAAACGAAGAAUACAAAGCAGAUCUAAUCAAUGGUGCCUUAUGACUUCUUUAGUCAACUUUUCUGUGUCUCACUAAAAUAAUUAAUAGGCAUUGCUCUUCCAAACCCUAGUGUAAAUAGUGUCGACAGUAGCUUUACACAGUGUUUGAGGCAAGUCCUGCUGUUGUAAUGUGCUCAGUCUGCUAACGUCAGAGUGAGCUCAGCGUAUGACGAGACUGUUGAAUCAGUCUUUAGGCGAGGUGUAAGUGAGCACUGGUUAGCCUCACAAUCAAUUGUUGGUAUUGCUCUGGAAAAUUUAACCCUUUCCCAAAACCAGUGUCUCACACUGCUGUCCAUACAGCCCAGCUGACUUUGGUGUGGUUGCAUAGCUUAUUAGAGGACUAAAUUAUGAUUCACUGCUUGCAUGUAAGAUUUACUGGGUUUGUUUCAAUGGCAUUGUAUUAUAAACCUACACACCUCAAACUAUCUUUUUAUGUCAUCACUAAGACUCGUGUUGCAUGACAAUGGCCACAGCUGUUCAUUUCUGUUUAAUUCAAGUCAGUAAAUGGGAAUAACUUGUACCACAUGAAAAUAAUUUCUGCUCAAUAUUUUUGGAAGCACAUGUUAUGUCUGUUAUGACUUUCUACACCAGCCAUUGGGAGAAGGGAUCACGGUGAUUAGUGUUCAUAAUUGUUAAAGGGAACUCAGCUUGUGAUUCAGGAAGCAUGUAUUUCUGUAAAUGAAUUGCAUCUUAAAUAAGGUUGUAAAGUUCUUGUUUAGAAGCCAGCAUUUCCCAACGCUAAAAGAAUCAUAAAAAUUAUUUUAUUUUUUUUCCUGUAAGGCUGAACUAUCCAAGAAGUUCCUUAAAUUGUCACUUUAAAAACUGGAUGGUAGUUUCUACUUGCAGCAACAACUGUUUACAUGUCACUUGUAGAAGUAGGUCUCUGUUGGAGCAGAGGAUGAGGGAACUGAUUGUGCUUCACGUAUAUUGUAACACAACAAUUUUCUGUGCAGAAGUAUGGAGAUGGAAAGGGUACUUUUUUCCUUGGAAGCAAAGAAUGGAGUUGAAUGAUCAAACUGGGAUUAUUUCAAGCAGAAUGUCAAAUGUCAGGAGACCUAGAGAGGGCCCCUCAGCCACAGGACACCAGAAAGGAGAAGAUGGCUCAAGGAAAUAAAAACCAAUUGGCUGAAUGUUGCUAUCAAUACUAGAGUACAAAUUACAAUAUAAAAUGUGCAUGUAUGUACCAUCAUGUCGCAAUAGUGUCUCACAGUCAGGUGCGAACAACCUGUUAUGGCGGUACAUUGACUCUAUAACAUACUGUAUGAACUUUAAUAUUUCAAAUGGUAUUCACCGGAAAAUAAGGAGAAUCUCUUACCUAAGAUAACACAUUAAAUGUAGCUAAUUCAUGGAGUGGUUCUUCAUGUACAUUGGGAGAAAACGAGGAUCUUGUAGCCUGUUACGUGGCAGUGUCUGGACCAUUCAGUUGAAAUGUAAACCUGGAGCACUGGCAAAAAGAGGAGCAUUGCAGUUAGCAGAAGCAGGGCACGUGUGUAUGUUCUCAGUAAGUGCAUAUGCAGCAGGUAGGUAAACAGGCUAAAAGAAAAAAAUGGAAACUGCAUGUCUUAAAAAAGGGAGUAACCCUUCAGUAUGUUGCCAUUUUUGAAAUACAGUUUCUCCGUGAUAAAUGUUCGUUAGUGUAAACUAAUGCAUGCAAAGGAAGACAUCAAAAUUUGGACUUCCAAAGCCACACGAAACUAUGAAAGAGAUAAACAUAACUUAAAACAUAGGCUGAGCAGAAAGUGACAUGUUUUUAUCAGAUGCUUAAAGUCUGAGCUUUUUAUAAAAUGUUAAUCUAGUUCUGUGAAUAUUUUUUUGCUUAACAUUUAUUUUGUGUGUGAUUUUGUUCUCCUUAUUUUUCUGUCCUAUGCCAAAUAAAUUUUACUUUUAUUUAA
Messenger RNA from Falco peregrinus (peregrine falcon), 6594 nucleotides. RefSeq names its product WAS/WASL interacting protein family member 1 (gene WIPF1). Gene Ontology annotation, molecular function: actin binding. Lineage: Eukaryota; Metazoa; Chordata; Aves; Falconiformes; Falconidae. The record is from RefSeq and is a predicted model, not a curated record.